Messenger RNA from Helianthus annuus (common sunflower), 869 nucleotides. RefSeq names its product fasciclin-like arabinogalactan protein 11. The coding region runs from base 60 to 818 and encodes 252 amino acids. The transcript has a single exon. The record is from RefSeq and is a predicted model, not a curated record. NCBI's taxonomy places the organism in Eukaryota, Viridiplantae, Streptophyta, Magnoliopsida, Asterales, Asteraceae.
ACCCCCCCUCACCCCAUAUACCAAAAUCUCAACAUUUCCCAUUUCAUUUUCUUGACAAAAUGUCAACAAACUUUCACACAUCUCACACUUCCAAAUUCUUACUACUACCACUAAUCAUCUUCCAAUGCACCAUGACCACCACUAUUCUAGCUCAGUCUCAGGCACCCGGACCAACCGGGCCCACCAACAUCACCAAAAUCCUCGAAAAAGCAGGCCAAUUCACCACCCUCAUCCGCCUUAUGAAAGUCACACAACUAGGUGAUCAAAUCAACACACAACUAAACAACUCCAACCAAGGGAUGACGGUUUUCGCCCCAACCGACAAUGCAUUCUCUUCCAUGAAACCGGGAGCACUAAACUCGCUCUCGGACCAACAAAAAGUCGCGUUAUUACAAUUUCAUGUCGUUCCUAACUACCUUACUACUUCAGAGCUUCAAACGGUUAGUAAUCCGGUAAGGACACAGGCUGGAGAUACUGGGAGUAACAAAUUCCCGUUAAAUAUAAUUUCCUCUGGCAACCAAGUUAAUGUGUCGACUGGAGUCGUUGAUACGACUGUUUCGAAUAGUAUCUACACUGAUGGGUCACUUGCAGUGUACCAAGUGGAUAAAGUGUUGCUACCCAUGAGCUUGUUUGGUUCGUCGGCUCCUGCUCCCGCACCAGAACCUUUGAAAAAGAGGAAAUCUGGUGCCGAUGUAGCCGCUCCAGCAACCGAUGAUGGUAGCGCCAACGCGGACGUUUCGGGUGCAGUUGUUUUUGGUAGUAAGGUGCAUGGAGUGUUCAUUGUAGUGGUUGCUUUCAUUACAAUGUUGUAUAUGUGAAAAUAGAUGGUCUGGCAGAUUGGAUUAUGAUGAUGGAUCACUUUUGAUUGA